CAGUUUUGGAACUGUCGUGCUGAUAUUCCCCAUGUUAGGAAGGGAAGAAGCCCGGGUACCGACUGGCCGCAGACACCCCGAGCAUUGUCAGGACUCUGAGCCGGUGACGGGGAGCUGCUGUCCACCCCCGGCCUUCCCCCCCAACCCAGCUUCAAGAUGCUGAGCCUGAAGCUGCCCCGGCUGUUGAGCAUCGACCAGAUGCCCCAGGUGUUCCAUGAGCAGGGCAUCCUCUUCGGCUACAGACACCCGCAGAGCUCCGCCACUGCCUGUAUCCUCAGCCUUUUCCAAAUGACCAAUGAGACUCUCAACAUCUGGACUCACUUGCUGCCCUUCUGGUUCUUCGUGUGGAGGUUUGUGACCGCCUUGUAUGUGACAGACAUCCAGAAUGACAGCUACUCCUGGCCUCUGUUCGUGUACAUGGGCACCAGCUGUGUGUACCCCCUCGCGUCCAGCUGUGCACACACCUUCAGCUCCAUGUCCAAGAACGCCCGGCACAUCUGCUACUUCCUGGACUACGGGGCCGUCAACCUCUUCAGCCUGGGCUCAGCCAUCGCAUACUCGGCCUAUUCGAUCCCGGACGUGAUGGUGUGCACCACAUUCCAUGACUACUACGUGCCCCUGGCCGUGCUGAACACCAUCGUCAGCACCGGCCUCUCCUGCUACUCCAGGUUUCUUGAAAUCCAGAAGCCCGCGCUCUGUAAGAUGCUUCGCGUCCUGGCCUUUGCUUAUCCCUACACCUGGGACUCCCUCCCCAUCUUCUACAGGCUGUUCCUGCUCCCCGGGGAGAGUGUGCAGAAUGAAGCCGUCCUGAACCACCAGAAGCACAUGGCCAUGACCCUCCUGGCCUCUUUCUUCUACUCCGCGCACCUGCCAGAGCGCCUGGCACCUGGACGCUUCGACUACAUCGGUCACAGUCACCAGCUGUUCCAUGUGUGUGUGAUCCUGGCCACUCACAUGCAGAUGGAAGCCAUACUUCUGGACAAGACUCUGAGGAAGGAAUGGCUCCUGGCCCACUCCAGGCCCCUGUCUUUCCCUCAGAUAACUGGAGCCAUCCUUCUGUGCCUCAUCUUCAGCCUCAGCAACAUAAUUUAUUUCUCAGCUGCUCUGUAUCGGAUUCCUGAGCCAGAAUUACAUAAAAAAGAAACAUGAUUCAGACCAUAUGCUUCUCGUGCCAGAUGUCAACCUUAAGCUACAACAUCCUAACCACCAUAAGCCAGCAGCAGGGUACCCGUUUCCAAAGGUCUAAAGUAUUCACAAUGGCUGAUGUCUUGGCAUUUUUGAGUGGGUUCAUGUCAAUAAGAUAUUGAACUGGGG
This is a messenger RNA of Neomonachus schauinslandi (Hawaiian monk seal), 1314 nucleotides long. It is a transcript of the gene PAQR5, whose product is annotated as progestin and adipoQ receptor family member 5. NCBI's taxonomy places the organism in Eukaryota, Metazoa, Chordata, Mammalia, Carnivora, Phocidae. Gene Ontology annotation, molecular function: signaling receptor activity. The coding region runs from base 157 to 1149 and encodes 330 amino acids. The record is from RefSeq and is a predicted model, not a curated record. Gene Ontology annotation, cellular component: membrane. The transcript is spliced from 8 exons.